Pseudomassariella vexata is the source of this 1254-nucleotide messenger RNA. RefSeq lists its product as uncharacterized. The record is from RefSeq and is a predicted model, not a curated record. Lineage: Eukaryota; Fungi; Ascomycota; Sordariomycetes; Amphisphaeriales; Pseudomassariaceae. The transcript is spliced from 3 exons. Bases 360 to 1061 code for a protein of 233 amino acids.
GUGAAAGUCCCACGUUGAUAACACACGCAUGUGGUCCCAAAGUAAUAAAAUGCGAUGCUGUCAAUAGUACAGUACCUAACAGAUAUUUCCGACUGAAAUCUUUCUUUCACAUUCCCCGCGAUCUAAAACCCAAGGCACAUGCUGGUUCCCGAAUUUAUAAGGCCCACCUUCCUAAAUGUAGUCUUGUUGCAAACGGAGUGUCUUGGGACUGACGUGGCAACAAACGGGAUACCUAGGGUCUAGCUCGGGUCAAACUCGUACUUCCCUUCUUCUCAAACCUUCGGCAUCCAACUUGACUUCAGGAAAUACACCACUGCAACUGGGCGCGCCUGUGAAGCAGGGCAGUGCUAUCCGCCAUCAUGUUGACGCCCACAAGCCUCAAUCCCAACAUCUACUUCUACCCCAUCGGCAACACUACGGCCAUAUCUAUCACUCAGUCACUUGCACCACAGACGACAGGGAGUGUCUUGCUUCUUGGUUGUGGAGAUGUUCGCAACAUCUUAUUCACCAAACAUAUGGACGGAAGCCGCUUGGAUUUUACAUGCUGUGAUAUACAGCAGGCUGUCAUCGCCCGCAACAUCGUCGUCCUUUCUCUCAUCAUUGACGAUGAAGAAGGUCGAAACCAAGAUUCCAUAUGGAAAAUUCAAUUUUACAUGUACCUCGACGAGAAAGCCCGCGACCUGCUUGCCCUGCAAACCAAGAAACUCUUUGACGCUUCACAAACUGUGGAAGCUUGGCAAUCGAGCAAAUAUGGCACCGAAUUCAGGUUCUGCAGCAUGUCCACGAUGAGCGAUGUGAGAAAUAUGUGGGAUUUCUACAAGGAAGGGACGAAUACCGAGCGUCCAGGCUCCCUGCAGCAGUUCAUAGCUAUGAUGAAUGGUGCGCGAGACCAUCAGGCGCGUAGAUCUGGAAGUUCCACCUUCAACUUCACUGCCCUUCGGUCGACCAAACCAGCUCUUCUUACGCCGAGCUUAAUGAAAGACCUCGAUACACUAUACAAACAUUUAGAACUAAGACGAAUAUGGCGAGGUGAAGCCAUCGCCAACGAAACCCCUGGUUAGCGGCAGCGCGGUCCGCUCAGAAGCCAGGACUCCACGAUACAGUGAGCUGUAGAACGUGCUUGGGAGAAAACUCUUCUCUUUCCCUCUUAAGCUUGAGUAUACACAAUUCUGCGUCAUAACCUCCGUGCAUCGCUGUCGGCUGUGACCGUCACAUAUCGCCAAGCUUCCAUCACAUCCUUUACAUGUACGACCC